AAUUAUUGAAAAUAUUAUUUCACACAGAAGUUAACCAAAUAAAAAUCCACAAGCAAAAUUGAAACCUGUCAAGCAUCAGAAUUUUUUUUGCAAAGUUACCUUCGAUCAUGUCUGCCGACCUCAAUACUAAUGAUAUUGAAAAAUUAACUGGAGAAGAAAACUAUUACCCAUGGAGUCUCCAAAUAGAAGCUGUGCUUACAGAUUUGGAUUUAUGGGUAGACAUCGAUAAAAAGAAUUAUAGCAACGCUGAACUAGAAAUCGCAAAGAAGUCACUUCGAAAAAUUGUGUAUUCAAUAUCUCAAAACGUGCUCGCAAGUGUCGCGCCGCUAUUGAAAGAAAACAAUGGAAUACAACUACUUAGAAUCUUACGUGAGAAGUUCUUCCAUGGUGCUGCUAUUACAAAAGUGAAAUUAGUUUACGAAGCAUUCAAGCCGAUUUCUUCUGGUUCAAGUUUGAGGGAAUUAAGAAAUCACAUUGAUGAUAUUCGAUCGAAAUUUCACAUAUUAACUUUGAUGGGUUCUCAGCUUCCAGAGCAUGUAAAAGUCGCGUGUUUGUUAAGAUCUGUUCCAGAAAAUUUAGCAACAAGUAUCUUGACUUAUCAUUCAAAGAAAGAAGAAGACUUGAAUUUCGAGAACGGUGUAAAAAUUAUCAUCGCUGAGUGUGAACGUCGGAAUUUCGAAAAAAAUAACAAUUUCAUGGAAACAACUUUAGCUUCAGUUUUCAAACCGAAAAAUCGGGCAUGGCGAAUGACACAUCUUUAUUGUACAGCCUGCAAUAGAAAAGGUCACUUAACAGAAUUGUGCUGGAAUGAGAAUAAAACAAGCAACAAUAAAAAAGCUCAAAACUUGCAAAAUCCGUGCAAAAGAUCGCAUGUAGCUGAAAUAAGUGAUGAUGAACCGAAGAAGUUUAGACAUGAUUUUGCAGCUACUUCGGAAGCACAUCAUGAAAGUUUCACGACAAAGAAAAGUUUUGAAAACGAAGUUUCUGUAUUUAAGCUACUAGAAGCACAACGCAAUUUAAGUUCAGCUGCACAAGCAGCUUACACAUCUAACCAAUCAAAUGUGAUUGCUCUUUUAAAUAUUAAUGAUGGAAAAAAUGUCGGAGAAAUGAGUGAAAAUUUAAACGUUACCGAACAUAACAGAUUUAAGUCACCAAUUCCGAAUAUUGAUGAAAAUACGAAAGUAAAAAUGGAUUUGGAGAAAGCCAGCAAAAUUGUUCCUACACUGAUUAAAAGUUCUGACUAAGAUUCAAUUUCUAUUCACGUUGAUCCAUAAUAUUAUAAAUUUUUGAAUUAAAAAUUAAAAACUUUUUAUUAUUCAAGUUUCUUGCUUUGUCUCUUAAAUUAAAUUAAAAAAUUAUUAUUUAUUGUUUUUUUCAGAAGUUCCGCCU
Clunio marinus is the source of this 1389-nucleotide messenger RNA. The record is from the annotation of a GenBank genome assembly. Lineage: Eukaryota; Metazoa; Arthropoda; Insecta; Diptera; Chironomidae.